AACCAAUCAAACUCCAGUUUGCUGUUACCAGGAAGCAGAAGACGCGAUACUGAAAUAUAUCCUAUGAACUGAAUGCUACUUGAGAAAGACGGGUUAAUGGACAGCAAAGAUUCAUGUUUACGGGGGAAUGUGCUUGUUGAACAUCAACAUAAGUUACAUGUCACUUAGCAUGCAACUGUCGUGGUCUCAGCAUAGCAGAGCUUACGUUAGCAGUGACAGCUACCAUUACCGUGGAAGUUCCAGUAGGCUAAUGUAGGCAGCUAGCUAGCUUAUAUAACCUAGCUAGCUAGGUUAACUUGUUAAAGCUAACGUUACAGCAUUGCUUAGCAAUGUUACGAACGUCGGUCCUAAAAUCAUAUUUCACCCACUUUAUCGAUUAACUGUUCUGUCUGUCCGGUAAACUAACGUUACUUUGAAACGUUGCUUAUCAAAAUGGCAAGCACCGUGGUGGGAGUGGGUACGGGUGUUUUCGUUAUAGCCAUCGUUUGGAUUGCAGCUCUUGUGUUUGGGAUGAUGCUGCUGAGAGCGUCUGGAUCUGCAAAGUUAGGCGUUAUCCCCGUUGGGUUUCUGGCUCUCACCAUCACUUUGGUGCUGGUGUUUUUCCCUCGCAGCCCAGAAACAACUCCCCCCUUCAAAGAGAUAGAGAUAGUGGACACUUUGUUCAUCGGCCGCUAUAUACUGCUGGCAGGGGCGGGUGCAGUCUUUCUAGUGCUGUUCUUCAUGCUGCUCCCCUUUCAUUUCCUGGAGCCAGUGCAUGCCAAGGCCUUAAGAACACACUAGAGCUGCCAGGGUCGGAGCUGGCAGAGGGAUCACACCGCUGAUGGGACGCAACUUACGACAAGCAGGGCUGAGCGGAGAGCCCCCACACAGAAUGCAUCCCAAACAGAAACAGCAGGAGAGCCCGUGCCAGUGUUUUCUUCAUAACUGUGCUUGUUGACUGUGUGUGUGUGUGUGUGUACAACCAACAGAAAGGAGAUAUCAAACAGUACCCCAGAUUGUUGUAUUUGUAUUGUUGUAUUGUAUGUUAUUUAUGUCUUAGUCGACUAAGAUUUCUUUAGCUGAUUAGGCAUUUUUUAUGCUUUUUUUUCCCAUGCUGAAUGACUUAUUUCAAGGCUUUUAAUGACUUUAAACAAGAUCUAAAGUGGU
Messenger RNA from Perca fluviatilis (European perch), 1146 nucleotides. It is a transcript of the gene tmem218, whose product is annotated as transmembrane protein 218. Bases 433 to 780 code for a protein of 115 amino acids. The transcript has 3 exons. The record is from RefSeq and is a predicted model, not a curated record. NCBI's taxonomy places the organism in Eukaryota, Metazoa, Chordata, Actinopteri, Perciformes, Percidae.